This is a messenger RNA of Talaromyces marneffei, 648 nucleotides long. RefSeq lists its product as uncharacterized. The record is from RefSeq and is a predicted model, not a curated record. The transcript is spliced from 3 exons. Bases 1 to 648 code for a protein of 215 amino acids. Lineage: Eukaryota; Fungi; Ascomycota; Eurotiomycetes; Eurotiales; Trichocomaceae.
AUGCCCGGCUUGUUUUCAGUGCUUCGGCGUCAUUCACUUUUGACUGCCACCGCAUUCAUAAUUACAGCACUGUCCAUACCGGCUUAUCAAGACUAUCGAUCUUUCAUCUCUUACGGCCCCGGUGGUCCUCCUCACAAUGCCCUUGGCUGGUUCUUUUCUAGAUUUAUCGCUACACCUUUUGGACAGGAUAUGCUCGGGACUGGGGUAUAUGAGCCAAAAGUCCUGACGGGCAAGAAUAAAUCUUAUCUUACCAUUGCAAAUGAUCAACUUCCUCAACGCUAUGGGAAGAGACCCGUUGAUUUCGUAGCAGCUUUCUACAUCUUAGCCAGCAAAAACCCCCACAUAAUCAAAGUGGCACCCUCAAACGCUGAGAAACAUAGCGAUGCCAUGUGGCUACUCGAUACGAUCCAUCACGCACGCGAGGCAGUUCAAACAGGAGGCGAGAUCGCUCAUAUCCAUGAAACAGGCGACCAUUCUCUUCACGUUGUACUUUCUCCGGCGGAUGCCAAAGAGGUCAUUGAGGCCGGCUGGGAUCAGCGUCAUGCCUUUGCCGGAUGGAGACCCUUGGGAGACGAGGUUGAUAUAAUCCUGGAAAUUGUCAAGGCUGCUUUGCGUUAUACGAGUAUGGGUGCGGAGGUGGUUUCCUAG